Messenger RNA from Menidia menidia (Atlantic silverside), 2211 nucleotides. NCBI's taxonomy places the organism in Eukaryota, Metazoa, Chordata, Actinopteri, Atheriniformes, Atherinopsidae. The record is from the annotation of a GenBank genome assembly.
AUGGAGCUUCAGACUGAGAAGAGGUUUCAUAACUUGACCCUUCAACAAGUCCAGGCUCUCGACAAAGUCUUGACGGAGGUGAUCCCGAUCCACGGACGUGGAAAUUUCCCCACACUGCAGGUGAGAGCCAAAGACAUCAUCCGCGUGGUGAAGGAUCGGCUGGUGGAGAGAGACAUCCAGGUCAAAGACAUCCGCCUUAACGGAGCAACGGCCAGCUAUGUCCUGGUCAGGGAUAAUGGCUUAGGCUACAGAGACUUGGACAUCAUUUUUGGAGUAGAGCUCCCCAGGCAGGAGGACUUCCAGGUCAUUAAGGAGGUUGUGCUCGGCAGCCUGCGAGACCUCCUCCCUUGUGGGGUCAACAGACGGAAGAUCACCUGCCUCACGAUGAAAGAAGCCUACGUGCAAAAGAUGGUGAAAGUCUAUAAUGAGCACGACAGAUGGAGCCUCAUCUUGCUCUCUAACAACAGGGCAAAAACCGUGGGGCUCAGAUUUGUCAGCUCCCUCCGGAGACAGUUUGAGUUUAGCGUGGACUCUUUUCAGAUCAUAUUAGAUCGCAUGCUGGAGUCGUACUGGGAGACCGACAGGAAGCAGCAAGGAAAGUUCGUAGUGUCAAAGAGACAAGGAAGCGAAGGCAACAAAGGGCAAGAACAACGGAGCAAUCCUGGAGGUGCCGAAGAGGACACUAAGAGAAAUUUAUCUCUGGCAAAACCCAGAGUGGAAGCUCCAUUCCAGGAGGAGACGGUUUCUGUCCCUGAGAAACAGCUUCCACGAGAGGAGAUUCAGCUUGUAGACGGAAAACAGAAGGCAGAACCAGAGUUAGAGCCUGAGGUAAUUACCCCACGGCAGCCAGAGGAGGAAGAGGAGGAGGGCCCUGAAGACGUCCCUCCAGUGGACGCUUCAGAGGUGCUAGAAGAAAAGUUUCCCCCCGAAUUCCCCUCUGUGGAAUCCUCCGAAACAACAUUUCCUGAUGCCGGUGGUCCAAUGCUGACAUGUUUAAACCAACAGUGCAAUGAACACCAACGUGAGACACAAGUCUCCCAGUUUCUGCUCCCUGUAGCAGAUACUGAGAAGUUGGCUUUACAGGAAAUGGCCCACGGCAAAGAGAAUACCCACUCAGAGGUGGACACGGUAACCCACGGUACACCAACCUCACAAGAGUCCCGUCUCGAGUUCUCGUUUCCUCCCCCGGCUAAAAAAACCUGCAGCACCUCACAGGACAUCGUCCCGGACUACUGCCCUUCGCCGAAGCUGCAAAGAAAAAUGUCCCGAAAAAAGUUGAUCAGCAAACCUGAAAAAUGGUCCCUGCUGACGGACUUGUCCGACCUCACGACGCAGUUUUUCCCGCCGAUAGAAAUCCCGAAGCCGCUUCAGCCGAAACCUCUUUUGCUUGAUGAUAGUCAAGUUGAAGGUCCGGAGAACCCCGAGGGGGCGGACGCUCCCUCGCUCCCCACCUGUAGUCGGGCGGAAGACGCCGGAUGUUGUGAAUCUGUGGAGAUAACCGUGAAGCCGAAACACUCGAAGAAGCCCCCAGAUUUAGGGCCUCGCAUCCUGGCGGGAUUACCGGAUACCUCGGGGCCUCUGGUGGACGAGCAGAUGCCUGAACCGGUGGAUCCGGAAGGGCCGGCCUCCUGGGGAGAGCACGCCAUCUUGGUGGAGGCGGAGUGCAUGUUCGGGGACUUCCACCAGGCCAUGGAGCACCUGCACCGGCGCCUGAUCGCCACCCGCAACCCCGAGGAGAUCCGGGGCGGGGGCCUGCUGAAGUACAGCGACCUGCUGGUGCGCAACUUCCGCCCGGCCAGCGAGACGGAGAUCAAGUCCCUGGAGCGCUACAUGUGCUCGCGCUUCUUCAUCGACUUCCCCGACGUGGGCGAGCAGCAGCGCAAGAUCGAGGCCUACCUGCUGGGCCACUUCUCGGGCAGCGAGGAGGCCAGCAAGUACGACUUCCUGAUGACCCUCCGGAGGGUCAUAGACGAGAGCACCGUGUGCCUGAUGGGACACGAGAGGAGGCAGACCCUCAACAUGAUCACUGUCUUGGCUUUGAGGGUCCUGGGCGAGCAGAACGCCAUCCCCAACACGGCCAACGUCACCUGCUUCUACCAGCCGGCGCCUUAUAUGGCGGAGCCCAUCUACAACAGCUAUUACAUCGCCCAGCCCCAGCUGGUGUACCACCCCUACCCCCUGCAGGUGCACAUGCAGACUGGGCUGGUGUAG